Pseudophryne corroboree (corroboree frog) is the source of this 1951-nucleotide messenger RNA. RefSeq names its product oocyte zinc finger protein XlCOF6-like. NCBI's taxonomy places the organism in Eukaryota, Metazoa, Chordata, Amphibia, Anura, Myobatrachidae. The transcript has 2 exons. Gene Ontology annotation, biological process: regulation of transcription by RNA polymerase II. The record is from RefSeq and is a predicted model, not a curated record. Gene Ontology annotation, molecular function: DNA-binding transcription factor activity, RNA polymerase II-specific; RNA polymerase II cis-regulatory region sequence-specific DNA binding. The annotation marks the transcript as partial.
AUGGACCCACAAGCAGGAAUAUCUCAGAAGUACAUCUAAUGUUAUCCCUGGAUUGUGAAAUAACAGAUAAUGACAGUAGACAGGAUUCUCCAGGAGAUAAUCCCAUUACCCCAAUUAUACAUCAAGCUCUAUCAGCUGAUCCCCCUGAUCCUGGGAAAUGUUCUCCUGAUCACUCUAUUACAGCUCUGAGAUUAGAUACAGAGUUUCCCUGUUCUAUAGAUGCCAAAUGUUUUACACAUAAUACAAACCGUAUUACUCAUCAGCCAGCUAAGGCAGGUGAGAGGCCAUUUCCAUGUUCUGAGUGUGGGAAAUGUUUUACAUAUAAAUCAGAUCUUGUUAGACAUCAGAGAAGUCACACUGGUGAGAAGCCAUUUCCAUGUUCUGAGUGUGGGAAAUUUUUUACAAAUAAAUCAAAUCUUGUUACACAUCAGAGAAGUCACACUGGUGAGAAGCCAUUUCCAUGUUCUGAGUGUGGGAAAUUUUUUACAAAUAAAUCAAAUCUUGUUACACAUCAGAGAAGUCACACAGGUGAGAAGCCGUAUUCCUGUUCUGAGUGUGGGAAAUUUUUUGCACAGAAAUCGGAUCUUUUUAUACAUCAGAGAAGUCACACAGGUGAGAAGCCGUAUUCCUGUUCUGAGUGUGGGAAAUGUUUUGCAUCGAAAUCAUAUCUUGUUACACAUCAGAGAAGUCACACAGGUGAGAAGCCGUAUUCCUGUUCUGAGUGUAUGAAAUGUUUUCCACAGAAAUCAGAUGUUGUUACACAUCAGAGAAGUCACACUGGUGAGGAGCCAUUUCCAUGUUCUGAGUGUGGGAAAUUUUUUACAAAAAAAUCAAAUCUUGUUACACAUCAGAGAAGUCACACAGGUGAGAAGCCGUAUUCCUGUUCUGAGUGUGGGAAAUGUUUUGCAUCGAAAUCAAAUCUUGUUACACAUCAGAGAAGUCACACAGGUGAGAAGCCGUAUUCCUGUUCUGAGUGUUGGAAAUGUUUUAGACAGAAAUCAGAUCUUGUUACACAUCAGAGAAGUCACACAGGUGAGAAGCCAUUUUCCUGUUCUGAGUGUGGGAAAUGUUUCACACAGAAAUCAGCCCUUGUUAAACAUCAGAGAAGUCACACAGGUGAGAAGCCGUAUUCCUGUUCUGAGUGUGGGAAAUGUUUUUCAUCUAAAUCAGCUCUUGUUACACAUCAGAGAAGUCACACAGGUGAGAAGCCAUUUUCUUGCUCGGAGUGUGGGAAAUGUUUCGCACUCAAAGCAGAUCUAGUUUUACAUCAGAGACGUCACACAGGGGAGAAGCCAUUUCCAUGUUCUAAGUGUGGGAAAUGUUUCGCACACAGAUCAGAUCUUAUUAAACAUCAGAGACGUCACACAGGCGAGAAGCCAUUUCCAUGUUCUGAGUGUGGGAAAUGUUUCGCACACAGAUCAGAUCUUAUUAAACAUCAGAGAUGUCACACAGGUGAGAAGCCAUUUCCAUGUUCUGAGUGUGGGAAAUGUUUUGCACGCAAAUCAUAUCUUGUUAUACAUCAGAGACGUCACACAGGUGAGAAGCCAUUUCCAUGUCCUGAGUGUGGGAAAUGUUUUGUACACAAAUCAGAUCUUGUUAUGCAUCAGAGAAGUCACACAGGUGAGAAGCCAUUUCCAUGUUCUGAGUGUGGGAAAUGUUUUGCACACAAAUCAUAUCUUGUUAUACAUCAGAGACGUCACACAGGUGAGAAGCCAUUUCCAUGUCCUGAGUGUGGGAAAUGUUUUGUACAUAAAUCAGAUCUUGUUAUACAUCAACGAAGUCACACAGGUGAGAAGCCAUUUCCAUGUACUGAGUGUGGGAAAUGUUUUGCACACAAAUCAGAUCUUGUUAAACAUCAGAGACGUCACACAGGUGAGAAGCCAUUUUCUUACUCUGAGUGUGGGAAAUGUUGUUUAACCACUUAACUGACCAUUUAUUUAGCAAAAAAACG